Brachypodium distachyon (stiff brome) is the source of this 1144-nucleotide messenger RNA. RefSeq lists its product as uncharacterized. The transcript has a single exon. The record is from RefSeq and is a predicted model, not a curated record. Lineage: Eukaryota; Viridiplantae; Streptophyta; Magnoliopsida; Poales; Poaceae. Bases 122 to 799 code for a protein of 225 amino acids.
UGCAUUCCGAAGCUCCUUAACAUACAACCAUCACUUCGUAAGCAGCUAGAUCACAACUGAGACGCGCAGCACAUCGGCAAGUAACAGCAAGAGGCAGCUAGAGAGAUCGAUCGAUCCGAUUAUGGCACCCAACACAGAGGCGUGCGCUAUCGCCAUGGCCAUGGCGGCGCCGUUCAUCGCGAUGGUGAGCAACAACAUGAGCACAACCACCGGCAACGUCGAGAAGCGGCGCAGGACCUCGUCCGAGCAUGCCCUCCAGCGCACGGUCUCCGACGUCUCCUACGAGCUCCACCACCACGGCGGCGGUGGCAAGGAGGAGGACGAGGAGGCCGAGAAGCAGAAGCAGCUGCUCCUCCACCCGGUGAUCCCGGAGGUGGAGGACGCCAAGUGCGAGUGCUGCGGCAUGUCGGAGGAGUGCACGCCGGAGUACAUCCGCGGCGUGCGCGGCCGCUUCUCGGGGCGGUGGGUCUGCGGGCUGUGCGCCGAGGCCGUGACGGAGGAAGCCGAGAAGAGCGGCGGCUCGCGGGAGGAGGCGCUCAGGGCGCACAUGGGCGUGUGCAAGAGGUUCAACGGCUUCGGGAGGACGCACCCCGUGCUGUUCCAGGCCGAGGCCAUGAGGGAGAUCCUGAGGAAGCGGUCCAAGCUCGGCCCCAGGUCCAGGUCCAGCAUCAAUCCCCGGGAGGUCAGGGAAAGCGCUGCGGCCAAGGCGAAGGCGGGCGGUGGCGUCGGCGGCAUCGCUCGCAGCUCAAGCUGCAUGCCGUUCAUCACCGACGAGUUCAACGGGGUGUCCAUCAACUAGACAGAGAGGCACAGGAGCCGGGGAAUUCUCAGAGUUGUUUCGUUUACUAACUUUGAGCAUGACAUCAAGAUGCCAUAACGCCUGCUUGAUGCAUGUUUUUGGGCUUGGGGUGCAUAAGUUACACGCCUUUUAAGGUGUUUUUUUGUUGCUCCUCUACCUUAUCUAGAAGCAAUUCAGCAGCGUUCUGGGUAUAACUUGUAGUCAACCAGUCACUCAUGUUCUGUUUUUCAGGGUGAAGUCUGUCUAGGAUUUGGUGGACGGACAACCCUUACUUUGGUGUUGUUAAGUACUUCCGUUUGAGCAUUAAUAUCAGCCCUGUCUUCAAUUGAUUAUUGGGACUCUUGA